This is a messenger RNA of Didymosphaeria variabile, 1344 nucleotides long. It is a transcript of the gene RAI1, whose product is annotated as decapping endonuclease targeting mRNA. Gene Ontology annotation, molecular function: mRNA 5'-diphosphatase activity. The transcript is spliced from 2 exons. Gene Ontology annotation, biological process: NAD-cap decapping; nuclear-transcribed mRNA catabolic process. The coding region runs from base 1 to 1344 and encodes 447 amino acids. Gene Ontology annotation, cellular component: cytosol; nucleus. NCBI's taxonomy places the organism in Eukaryota, Fungi, Ascomycota, Dothideomycetes, Pleosporales, Didymosphaeriaceae. The record is from RefSeq and is a predicted model, not a curated record.
AUGGCGCAACAAGAGCCAGAUGCACAAGAAGGGCAAAAAGCCCACGGCAUUGCACAUCCAGCUCAUUUAGCUGAAGUUCUUCCUCCGAGGCCACCCAAAUCCGCACAUCCACACCCAGACGACGUUAAGGACGACCAGGAACGGACAUCGCCUCCUCGAAAGAGGCCACGAACGCAGGCCAUCCCACGCGUCGCGCUAUCACUGCCUAUACCUUCUACACAACCUUCCGCUCUAAGUCCCAAUAUCUCCACCAACGACUGGGCACCCUCGCCAGCCAUCUCACGCUUCCCCAUCCAGCCUCUGAACCAGUUUCGAGGCGCCUCGGCCAGCAUCAAGCGCCCCCAAGAAGUCGCCCACUUCUCCUAUGAUGACGACCACCAAUACAAAGAAGAUGAGUCCAGUGUGAAUUACUACUGCACUCCUCAAAUGGGGGCCGAUCUGAAGGAAGGCUUUGGCACAUUCCGGCACUAUGAAGACAAGACGGAUCCGCACCUAGACAGCCUGCUAUGUGCUCUAGCCAGCAGGGAAAGGAUAACGGGCUCACAAGAGCAGGCAGAUUUUGUUACAUGGCGAGGGAUGAUGACGAAGAUCAUGACGGCGCCUUUCGAUAUGUUCGCCGAGUUUUCCAUGUUCGCGACCUUUCACGAUGGCACCAUCUACAUUGAGGAAGACUUCCCUGCGCGCGCUGCGCAACGCGCACAAGAAGCAUCGCGGCCACCACCCAAGUGGCAAGAUCCGAAAAUGCCUGAUCACAAAAUGAUGACAUACUGGGGCUAUAAAUUCGAGACAUUGGCACUCAUCCCUACACCUCCCUCCGAAACCCCAAGAGAUGUCAUCGAUGCCCGACCAGAUGCCCCAGUCUCAAACUACGCCCAGCACUGCACCCGCCUCCCCAACGACCCCAUCCCCUGGAUUGAGCUCAAAACCGCCGAAGCUCUCCCCCCCAACCCUUCCAACCGCGACAUCCUCAAAUUUGAGCGCAAGCUCCUAAAGUUCUGGGCACAGUCGUUUCUCCUCGGCGUGCCGAAGAUAAUCAUCGGCUGGAGGAACAAGCAGGGUAUCUUGACGGGGGUGCAGGAGCUGGAGACGAAUAAGAUUCCGGGGAUGGUGAGAAGGGGAACGCACUGCUGGGAUGGGAAUACGUGUAUCAAUUUUGCGGCGGCGUUGUUGGGGUGGUUAAAGGGCGUUGUAACGGAGGAGGGGAAGGUGUAUAGGCUAAGCCUAGGGAAGAAGACAGGUGUUGUCGAGUUGAGGGAAACUAAGGAAGCCACAGGAGGUAUCGUGAGCAAGGCCUUCGAAGAGUGGAGAAAAGAGCUAAAGGGAACAAGUGGUGAUGAGAAGUAG